AUGGCUUCAGAAACGGCCUUCAAACCCGCCUUGAUAAUUGUUGAUUUCCAAGAAGACUUUUGCCCUCCAAACGGCUCCCUCGCAGUCCCCCAAGGCCGCGCCAUCGCCCCCGUCAUAAACACCCUCCUCACCCUCCCCUUUGCCCUCAAGAUCGCCACUCGCGACUGGCACCCCCCAAACCACAUCUCCUUCGCCGACAACCACCCGGGCGCCGUCCCCCUGCAAUCAUACCACACAAUCACCCAUCCCACGGAUCCAACCAAAUCCGACACCACGCUCCUCUGGCCUCGACACUGCGUCCAGGGAACCAAAGGCGCGGAACUCGUGCCUGAACUAGACGUCGAUAAGAUCGAUGAGGUGCUGGACAAGGGACUCGACCCAAGGGUCGAGAUGUACUCUGCGUUUUGGGAUCCGAUGCGGGUGAGCGUGAGUUCGUUAGGGGACACGCUGAGGAGGAAUGGCGUGACGCAUGUCUUUGUGGUGGGAUUGGCGGCGGAUUACUGUGUCAAAUCCACGGCGGAGUCGGCUGCUGAGGAGGGAUACCAGACGUUUAUUGUGGAAGAGGGCACGAGGCCUGUGAUGAAGGACACGUGGGAGAAGGAAGGGAAGAAAAAGGUUGAAGCGAAGGGUGUAAAGAUUGUGAGUAUUGAUGGAGAGGAGAUUGCAAGGGUUCGAAGGUUGGCGUGA
This is a messenger RNA of Trichoderma reesei QM6a, 687 nucleotides long. RefSeq lists its product as uncharacterized. The transcript has 2 exons. The record is from RefSeq and is a predicted model, not a curated record. Lineage: Eukaryota; Fungi; Ascomycota; Sordariomycetes; Hypocreales; Hypocreaceae. Bases 1 to 687 code for a protein of 228 amino acids.